Messenger RNA from Molossus molossus (Pallas's mastiff bat), 6413 nucleotides. It is a transcript of the gene MAFK, whose product is annotated as MAF bZIP transcription factor K. The coding region runs from base 4143 to 4598 and encodes 151 amino acids. Gene Ontology annotation, biological process: regulation of transcription by RNA polymerase II. Gene Ontology annotation, cellular component: nucleus. The transcript has 4 exons. The record is from RefSeq and is a predicted model, not a curated record. Gene Ontology annotation, molecular function: DNA-binding transcription factor activity, RNA polymerase II-specific; RNA polymerase II cis-regulatory region sequence-specific DNA binding. NCBI's taxonomy places the organism in Eukaryota, Metazoa, Chordata, Mammalia, Chiroptera, Molossidae.
GGGUCUCGUUGGCCGAGGUCACGUGGAGCAGCUGACCUGCCAGGGGUUCCCCGAGGGCGGCCUUGAGAGGGAGCUUCGGGUGGGGAGGGGGACGGGCACACGUGUGUCUUCCCCGAACCCAGGGUCCGCGCCCCCUUUUUCUCAUCCGUGAAUGAGCGUGUCUCCUAACUGGAGUGCGGGCCCGUCUGUGAUUCUGCUGAGAAAUGGAUCCUCCGCUUAACAGUUCAUUCAUCAGCUGACCCACGCGCAGCCACCUUCUCUGCUCAGGUGCUCACCCCACACAGGGUGAUGGAAUCAGAGGUUCCCGGCUUCUGUUGGCUGCCCAGGUGCCCCCCGGUAUUGCAUUGAGAAGGUCUUCGGUCAGUGAUCGGUCAGUGAUCGCGGCACUGGGGCUUUGAAGCGCAGGCGUUUCGGAAUGCCGCCUCUGGAGCCCUGCUCCAAGCCUGCCACCUUCAGGUCUGGGGGGUCUGGGAAGAGGACGGUGAGCGGGACACUCCUGACACCUGUUGCAUUCUGGGCAGCUGCCCAGCUUUACAAGCAGGGCCUCCCAGGUCACCCAGUCGGAGUGCUCCAGUUUGAGCCCGGGAGAGGGACCGCCUUUAUCACUGAAAGCUGGACCCUCCUCAUUUCAAAAUAAAGCAUCUAUUCUCUGAAGACCCAAAGCGAGGCUUCUCCCAGGGCGGUUGCUUUCGAGCUUGAACACGGCUGGACUUCAAGGAACCGCUCCAAGUGCAGCCUCGCCCACUUUCAAGGUGGUUGCUAAAAUGGGAGCUGAAUCGAGGCCACGUGGGGAAUGGGCUCUUACAGUGGGGAGCCGGUGCUACUCUGUCCGCCGCGGAGCACGGGGACUGUCUGGGCUCCGAUCUGAGUUUGUUUACGGUCUCUCUCGGGUGGCCUGGGAGAAGCCCUGCCUGUGGCCUGGCUGUUCCCGAGUCUAAAGGUUUCUGGAAUGAACUUUCUGGAUGUCGGUUCAGUCCACAGGGGAAGUGCCACCCAGCCAGCUGGGAGCGUUCUAUGGGGCUGCUCGCUCCUCUGGGCGGUAAACAGUGACUCACCCUCCCUGUGCCCGCCUCCCCACUGCUAGUGGAAGGUACGUGGCUCCCUCUGGUAUUUACUUUUGCUUUUCAUAAUCACACACUCCCGUGCUUCCUCUUUCUUACAGUUUCAGGAAGUUGAAAGUGUCAUCUUGAAACCGUAGGAUUUUAGGGCAGGUAGGGAUGAGUCUCAGAUCACACAGUGCACACACACAUACACACACAGUACACACACACACAGUUACACACACAGCCACACACACAUAUAGUCACAGUCACACACAUAGUCACACUCACCCAAUUCAGUCACACACACAAACACACACUCACACUCCGUCUUAGUUGAGGGAGCCCAGCCUGGGGUGGCCUGGCCUGGCCUGUGACGGUGGGGUCUGGGAUCAGCUACAGCACCCUCCCUGCCUUUCUGUGCUGCCUGUCUGGGUGCCCGGCAAGGGGCAGGGGGCGGAGCGGUGCUGGGGUGGAAGAUGCCCUCUGGGCCCUCCUUGCAGUGCAGCGCUAAUGCGUUUGUGCGCAGACCUCUCAACUCCAGGAGCGGAGACAGGUGAGGUGUGAGUGUCCGUGCACAGGAAGACCAGCCCCAGGUGUGCCCUCAGGAGAGGGCGCCUGCCUGCCUACUGCAAGGAGGGCAGGAGGGGCUUUUUGUGAGGCAAAUAUUGGCGGAGGGCAGGGCAGGGGCGAUGGGGGAGAAGGAUGGGAGCCAGGUGCAGAUUGUGGGGGCGCUCCAAGAAGCCAAAUGUGGAGGUCUGGAAUGCGGCAGGUGGCCAGGUGGCCAGGACAGUGGAGGGUUCUAGGAGACACUGAGCAGGGCUGGGUAUCUGUCUGCAUAGCUGUGGGGGCUGUAUUUGGGGGACCUAGGUCAGAGUCCAGACAGGGAAAUGGGGGGCCUGAGCUGGGACGGAGCUGCCGGGCUGGAGCAGGGAGACUGGGGCCGAGGCCAGCAGGCCAGGCUCAGCAAGUGGACGUGUAAGGAGAGGAGAGGCCGUGCGGGCGAUUUCUGGGCGAAUAGCGUGGUGGGGUUAUCCCUAAGAUGGAGUCACAGGAGGAGGUUUCCCCAGGGACAUCCCUGGCUGCACAGGGAGGUUGGGCUGGUCGAAGUCCUGGGCAGCAUGAGAUGGGCUGGGGAGAGGACACAAGGCUGAAGGGAGCCCGGAGGACCACCCAGAGCUGUGAGGGGAGCAGGCCUGGCUGGGGGUGUGGCAGUCAGCCUGCCCUCAGCUGGCAACGCCUGAGUCACCUCUGGACAUAGCCAGGAUGACACAGCUUCCCGAACUGCAAAGGCAAGGUGACCAGACGUCCUCCGAACCCGGCAGACAGUCGUGUCUUGCUGAAGGGCAGCCAGCCAGGCCCAGCCUGAAAGCUGGGUGUGGGCCAGGCUGGUGGGGUGCCUGCAAGGCUCUGUGGGGCAAGCCCCACGUUGAGGGGAGCUGGUUUGGGACUUCAGUGCCUGGUGUCCAGAGUGGGUGGGGCGGUGGGGAGCCCCCCGGCUGUGGGAGUUGCCUGCAGUGGGUGGCAUGUGCCUGCUGGCCCAGCCCUGCCACGCGUGCAUUGGAUGUGAUACGCAGUCAGAGGAGCUGCCUUCACCUGGAGAGCCCACCCUCACCGAGCCCAGACUGGCUUCCUGCUGUCUGAGGAGCCCCUCUAGGCUGUCUGUUUAAUCUGGGUGGGACCGAGCGCCUUCAGAAGUCCCAAACCACCUUUUCUGCGAGGCUGUCUGAACCCAGGGCUGUUUGGGUGGGGUCAUUGCUCCCAGCUGGCUUUACUGAUGGGCCCUGAACCUGGGUCCAGCCCAGCACCAGCCCGUGUAUGUGCGGGAGGCCAAGUCAAGGCAGUGGGCAGUGGCGAGCUGGCGCUGCUUGUUGGGAGCUGGUGAGGGAAAAGUGACCCGGCAGGGUCCGAGCCCCUGGCCUCCAGCUCACCUGCCUCCUGGGAGGGCAGCCCUUGGCUGUGGAACCUGGGCUCCCUGCCCUGCCCACCAGGGUGCCCGGGAUGAAUUCCGGGCCAUUCUUGGGCAAGGCAGCCCUGCCCCAUUCAUAUGGGGCUGGGAGAGGAGGGACACUCUGCCCCUCGCUCACUCCGGACUGCGGUCGCGGAGCGGACCCUUCCAGGCUGCCAGUGUUUCCGUCUGUCAGGAAGUGAGCUUCUCUGCAAACCUGUGCACAUGCCCGUCAGGAUCCGUGCCUGGCUUUGGGUUGGAAACAGACCUCUGGAGUUAGAAAGUAGUCCCCUGAAAAGUGUCCCGAGGGGCGGUGCUGGCUGCGUACCACGGACGGGCAGCUGUGCAGGGCCUGAGGCGGGUGAACGGUCUGCACACGACAGCCAGACACCUGAGCCCUGUUCCCCGAUGGACGCGGGGCGCAGGAGCACCCUGGGAAGCUGCGGAGGCCGUGUGGGUGCUGACACGGUGACACUGGUGUGAGGCUGCAGGGCAGCAGGUGCCUGAGCUGGGGGCGAGGUCCCGUGCUGAUGGCUCGGUGUUUGAGAAGCAGCUGCAGGCGGGGCCCCUCCAGAUCUCCCCAGAGUGAGCUGGUCCUGCGUCUGGAGUGGCUUCAGGCCGCACCGUGUCUGGUAGCUUCUGAGGAGGUGCAGCCCUGACUCUGGGCAGCCUGCGGAGACCUGCAGCGGGCGGCAGAGCCGUGGGGUCCCCCGUCUCCCCUAGCCUCUGUCCCUCCUGGGGUCUGGGUGCGGGCCCCAAAGCCUGGGCCUGAGAGCAGAGCCCCAAGCCAAGGUCUCUCCUGGUGUCACCUGCUUGGCCCAACUGAGGCCCAGCCGGACAGAACCCUGGGGCCCCUUCUUUUUCAGAAAAGAUGAAAACCCCCGAGGAAAGAGGUUUACGGAGCUGUUCUCAGUGUGAUCUCAAGGUCAUGAGUAUCACCCCCACUUUUACACGCACUCAUUCUGUCCCUGUUACUCUCCUUGAACAGGUCUGCGAACUAGAAACAGGUCCUGAGGUCAGACCCCAGGUAGGAGGGAGCCUGGGCCUCUCCUGUCUCUUCCGAGGCUUGCCUGGGGUCUGGCCCCCCGGAGGCCCAGGGAGGUGGGCAAGUUACGGUUUCCAAGCAGUUCUGUCCGGGUGACUGUGCCCAGGUUAUGACGACUAAUCCCAAACCGAACAAGGCAUUAAAGGUCAAGAAGGAGGCGGGCGAGAACGCCCCGGCGCUCAGCGACGAGGAGCUGGUGUCCAUGCCGGUGCGGGAGCUGAACCAGCACCUGCGGGGCCUGUCCAAGGAGGAGGUCGUGCGGCUCAAGCAGCGGCGCCGCACCCUCAAGAAUCGGGGCUACGCUGCCAGCUGCCGCAUCAAGCGGGUGACGCAGAGGGAGGAGCUGGAGCGGCAGCGGGUGGAGCUGCAGCGGGAGGUGGAGAAGCUGGCCUCGGAGAACGCCAGCAUGCGGCUGGAGCUGGACGCGCUGCGGGCCAAGUACGAGGCCCUGCAGACCUUCGCGCGCACCGUGGCCCGCGGGCCCAUCACACCCUCCAAAGUGGCCACUACCAGCGUCAUCACCAUCGUCAAGUCCCCCUCCGUGCCCUUCUCGGCCGCCUCCUAGUGCCAGUGGCAGGGCGCCGGGUGGGCGGGUGGCGGGCACAUCUCUCUUGCUGCCAGAGGGUCCAUGGGAACAGACCCCCAACAUCUGAGUCCACUGCAGACUCCAGGGGGCUCUCCCUCGGGGUGGUUGGGGUGCUGGAUGAGGAGUAGGGUCUCAUGAACCAUGUGCCACACGCCUUCCUGCACGCGCCCACACGUGCCCACACGCGCCCACGCACACGCACACAUGCUGGCCACCCUCGGCCCGCCCACUCUACAGACGUCUGCUUUCGGGUCUGUCCCAAUGAGGGAGUCGGGGUGUGUGGGAAGGUCCUCAGAAGGUUCUUAGCCAGGUGGCCCGAGGGGAGGGGUUCUGUCUUCCACCCCUCAGUCCACACGUCAGCACUUGCCCCCUGCUGUGACCACCGGCCAGUACAGAGCCCCUGCGCUGGCUGAGCUCUGGUGUCCCAGGAGGGACCAUUUGCCCAUGUGUCCAGACACUGCAUGGGUCCAUGUGGAGGGUGCAUGCAUGUCCCUGCUGGGGAGAAGAGGGAGGUCCCAGCUCCCAGCCCUAGGGAGGUGGAGCCAGGGGCGGGGGUGGAACAGGUGCCUAUUCGCCGUGGAGUGGGGCUCCGCCUGCUUCCUGCUGCUGGGCGAAGAGGCAGGAUGCGGGUGGAACGUGAGGAGAGGUGGCGGGCACUGGGCUGGAAGGCCCAGAGAGGGCACGCACUCGGCGACCUUGGUGCUUCAUCACUGCCUGCAGCGGCCACUGCUCUCCCUCUUUGGAGCCCAGGGCCUUGGUGACCUUUGCUGGGGCACCCCUCCCUGCGCUGCUGUGGGUGCCCCCUCCCGCGCGCCCUGGGAGAUGCUGGGUGAGCUGUGAGCUGGAGCCCACCACCCACCCAACACCCAGGGCUCAGCCCCCCAAGUGAGACCCAGCAAGCUGUGAAGCCCCCACCCCUGGCAGGGUGCCGGCUGUGCUGGGAGGAGGGGCAGCGCCGUGUGUGCAGCACGGACGACGGAUGGAAAGUGACUGGGGCCCCGUGGGCCUGGGUGGGCUGCAGCCUGAGAGCAGAGGCCGGGUGUAAAGGGAAGCUGUGGGCGCCAUAGCUGUGGUAGGUAAUCCACAUUGGAUAUCAGUAAGGAUCGUGGGGAUAUUUAAGAGAGAAGUAUAUAUAUAUAAAAAGUUAUAUACACAUUUUAUUGUCCAGAUUUUGUACCUGUCCUGUUUGAUACUGUAAGUGCACAGCAGAGCUGCAGGCUGAGGCCCGGGCCGGAGCCCUGCCCACCGCUCCCGUCUUCCCGCCUGCCCUCUGUGCAGGGCCCUGAGGGUCCAGCCAGGUGGCCUGCCAGGCAGCUGCCGGCUCCCCAAGCCCCCGGUCCUACGGGGCGCAGAUGGCUCCGCCCCGGGACGGGGGUCCUGGCAGAAGACUGGUCAUGUCUCAUGCUCUCCUUUCAGAUUACUGAGAUUUCACUGUCACGAUUUAAUAUAUGGAUUUUAUUUAAGAGGAAAGGCAAGGGCCUUCGCCGUGUGGGUUUGUCCUGUCUCCUGUGCUUCAGGGCCCUGCCCCAAGGGCGGGCGCCCCCCUUCCCAGGCGGCCGGGUCUCCAGCCCUCCAGCCGCUCAGCAAUUUCAUUUCAAUAUUUAUUUUCCUGCUGCUUUCAUCCUGAUAUAAAUUAUUGAGAAGAGACCCGAUGUCGUGGCCCUGGCUCCUGUGCGGUGCCCUGGCCCGCCCGUCCCCACAGCCACCACCUAAUUUAUUGCUGUACGUCUCCGCCGUGACGCGCUCGUACCUUUGCAAUAAAGAGUUCUCUGGUUUCGGGUCUGUCUCGCUGUG